Entrophospora candida is the source of this 714-nucleotide messenger RNA. Lineage: Eukaryota; Fungi; Glomeromycota; Glomeromycetes; Entrophosporales; Entrophosporaceae. The record is from the annotation of a GenBank genome assembly.
AUGGUCAGCAAAUUCGACAAAUUCAAAUCCGCCACCAAAUUCAAAUUUAUGGACGAAACAAUUACUAGGCCAUCAAAACAACAUAUUAAAGAAGAUGAGACUAGACAGCCGCCUUUUUGUAUUAAUUCUGAAAAGCAACAACAAAAUCAGAAUGGUCAGCAACCCCAACCAAUUCAAAAUCUUGACCAAGUUUUUUUUUGGCCAAUCCAAAACACCAAUCAAGGUUUUCAACCAAUUCAAAAUCCCGACCAACAACAUCAUCUUCCUCAACAACAACAAAAUUUCAACCAAGAUUAUGAUCAACCGAACUUAGAUCAACAACAAAAAAGUUAUGCUCAGCAAAUUCAACAACAACGAAUUCACCAAAUUCAAAAUUACAUCCUUCAAAGUUAUGAACAUUAUAAUCAAAAUAGAAACAACAGAAACCAUAUGAUUACUCCAACUCAAGUUUUAUCACAACAACCACAGAAACAACGACAAAUACCCUACGUUAAAGAAAACUCAUCUACGCCAUCACCUACAAUUUACAAUGAUUGCCUAAAUUUAAAUAUUCCUUCGUCCAAUAUUCAUUGUGGCAUCAAUAGUAAUGAUGGUGAUGACCCUUUAAUUUUAAGAAUUUCUGAUCGUUUGUUACUAAUUAAGGAUUAUAUUACAAAGAUGAAUCAACAAUAUGUUGAAUUGGAACAAGAUUUCAUUAAGUUAAGACGUAUAUAA